UGGCCCCUUCUCUGUCCUUCUCCCCUCCUUCUGUGUCUUCAUUUCUCUCAAAUCCCCCCACCACCUGAUCAGGUCUCCUUAAAGACCCUGUCUUUGCCCUCAGAUAACACCCCAUGCUCUACCUCAAACUCUCCCCACAUUUCUGGCCCUGCAUCCCUCAUUCUCACACUCUACCUGGACUAGCACUCACCAGUGGAGGGCUGGGGUGUCACAGCUUUGGAGAAGAGGUUUAAAGGUCUCCAUAUCCACAAGCCGGCUCUGAUAUCUCACCCCACCCGCCUGAGGCUGAUCAUUAACCCAGAAUUUAUAUAAAGAUGGGUCCUACCUGGAAUGCUAUAGCACUGCUGCAGCCAUGGCCAGCACGGUUAGCCCCAGCACCAUGGCUGGGACCCCAGAGCCACCUCCAUUGUCUGAUCGAAUCCAAAAUGCUGCUGACAUCUCAGUCAUUGUCAUCUAUUUUCUGGUGGUGAUGGCUGUUGGGCUGUGGGCAAUGCUGAGGACCAACCGAGGCACUAUAGGAGGCUUCUUCCUCGCUGGUCGUGAUGUGGCCUGGUGGCCGAUGGGCGCCUCUCUCUUUGCCAGCAACAUUGGCAGUGGCCACUUUGUGGGGCUGGCUGGGACAGGAGCAGCUUCAGGAGUCGCCACUACAACAUUUGAAUGGACUUCCUCAAUAAUGUUGCCGAUUCUUGGAUGGAUCUUUGUCCCCAUCUAUAUCAAGGCAGGGGUGAUGACCAUGCCAGAAUAUCUCAAGAAGCGGUUUGGUGGGGAGCGACUCCAGGUCUACCUCUCCAUCCUCUCCCUCUUCAUCUGUGUGACUUUGUCAAUCUCUUCAGAUAUAUUUUCUGGAGCCAUAUUCAUCCAGCUGGCCUUGGGACUGGACCUUUACCUGGCAAUCUUUAUCCUCUUGGCUAUCACUGCUGUUUAUACCAUCACUGGGGGCUUGGCCUCGGUGAUUUACACAGACACCCUCCAGACUAUCAUUAUGCUGAUUGGCUCUUUUAUUCUCAUGGCAUUUGCAUUUAACGAAGUUGGAGGUUAUGAAAGCUUUACCGAGAAGUACAUGAAUGCCAUCCCGUCCGUAGUCAAGGGGGACAACUUGACAAUCAAUGCCAGGUGCUACACACCUCGGGAGGACUCCUUCCACAUCUUCCGAGAUCCUGUCACUGGGGAUAUUCCAUGGCCAGGAAUUGUAUUUGGAACGCCCAUUACAGCUUUGUGGUACUGGUGCACAAAUCAGGUCAUUGUGCAGCGCUGCCUGUGUGGCAAGGACAUGUCUCACGUGAAGGCUGCUUGCAUCAUGUGUGCUUACCUGAAGCUGCUGCCCAUGUUCCUCAUGGUGAUGCCGGGGAUGAUCAGCCGCAUUCUGUACACAGAUAAGGUAGCAUGUGUGGUACCCUCUGAAUGCGUGAAAUACUGUGGUGUUGAGGUCGGCUGCACUAACUACGCAUACGCAACGAUGGUGCUGGAACUGAUGCCCCAAGGACUGCGAGGCCUGAUGCUUUCAGUCAUGCUGGCCUCUCUCAUGAGCUCCCUGACCUCCAUCUUCAACAGCGCCAGCACCCUCUUCACCAUUGACCUCUACACCAAGGUGCGGAAGCAAGCAUCAGAGAAAGAGCUCCUGAUAGUUGGACGGCUAUUCCUUCUUCUAUUAAGCGUUGUGAGCAUUGUGUGGGUCCCACUGGUACAAGUAUCUCAAAAUGGACAACUAAUCCAUUACAUAGAAUCAAUUUCUAGCUACCUUGGGCCUCCAGUUGCAGCUGCCUAUCUGCUUGCCAUCUUCUGUAAAAGAGUCAAUGAACAGGGAGCAUUCUGGGGUCUAAUGGUUGGACUUGUGAUGGGCCUCAUUCGUAUGAUCACAGAAUUUGCUUAUGGAACAGGGAGUUGCUUGGCUGCCAGUAACUGUCCCAAGAUUAUCUGUGGAGUGCACUACCUGUACUUUUCCAUCAUUCUCUUCUUUGGGUCCAUGCUGGUCAUUCUGGGAAUUUCCCUCUUAACAAAACCCAUUCCUGAUGUACAUCUGUACCGCCUGUGCUGGGCUCUUCGCAACAGUACAGAGGAACGAAUUGAUAUAGAUGCAGAAGAGAAAAGUUGGAACGAAACAGAGGAUAGUGUUGAUGAAGAUUAUCCUGAGCAAUCACGUGGAUGUCUCAAGAAGGCUUAUGACUUGUUCUGUGGUUUGCAGAAGGGACCCAAGCUAACCAAGGAGGAGGAGGAAGCCCUGAGCAAGAAGCUCACAGACACGUCUGAGAGGCCCUUGUGGAGGACAGUAGUAAAUAUCAACGCCAUCCUCCUCCUAGCUGUCGUGGUCUUCCUGCACGGCUACUAUGCCUGAACUCUAUCCAAGCCACUAGAAUAUGAAUAAUUCUUAGUAAUGAAGCAAAGGAUAAUUUUAGUGAAGCAAAGGAUAAUUUUCAUUUUAUAGUAUGUUUGGUAAUUUUAUCCAAUGAGAUGACUAUAGACUUGGUAUUUCGCUUUUGUUCUUCCUUUGUGUCAUUACAAAGAGUUGAUAAUUUAUAAAAUUAUAAAGUGACCCAUAAGUGUGUAAACAA
This is a messenger RNA of Cebus imitator (Panamanian white-faced capuchin), 2549 nucleotides long. It is a transcript of the gene SLC5A4, whose product is annotated as solute carrier family 5 member 4. Lineage: Eukaryota; Metazoa; Chordata; Mammalia; Primates; Cebidae. Bases 353 to 2332 code for a protein of 659 amino acids. Gene Ontology annotation, molecular function: D-glucose:sodium symporter activity. The record is from RefSeq and is a predicted model, not a curated record. The transcript is spliced from 16 exons. Gene Ontology annotation, cellular component: plasma membrane. Gene Ontology annotation, biological process: transmembrane transport; sodium ion transport.